Sinocyclocheilus anshuiensis is the source of this 4602-nucleotide messenger RNA. Its product is annotated as transcription elongation factor SPT6-like. The record is from RefSeq and is a predicted model, not a curated record. Gene Ontology annotation, molecular function: nucleosome binding; DNA binding; histone binding. Gene Ontology annotation, cellular component: transcription elongation factor complex. Gene Ontology annotation, biological process: nucleosome organization; transcription elongation-coupled chromatin remodeling; transcription elongation by RNA polymerase II. Lineage: Eukaryota; Metazoa; Chordata; Actinopteri; Cypriniformes; Cyprinidae.
GAACCAGAAUCCCGACAGUAACUCUCAGCCAUUUUUUGUUGUCAUUAUCAAGCUUCUUCAAAAGUGACGCUUCGUUCUUCAUCUCAGUGCAUAUUUUCAAGUCUUUAGUCGAGCCUCCUCGCUAGGAAAAGCCUUGCAAACAUGUCUGACUUCAUCGAGAGCGAGGCUGAGGAGUCAGAGGAGGAGUUCGAGGAGAAAGACCUGAAGCCCAAGAAGACACAGAAAUUUAUGCAAGAUGAUGAAGAAGAGGAAGAAGAGAAUACUGAAGAUCAGGAUGAGCAUGGAAACCUGAGAGGACUCAUUGAUGAUGGCGAUGUGGAAGAGGAAGAAGCACAAAGUGGGGGAGAGGAUAGUGACUCUGGUGAAGAGGUCCGUCAUCGCCGCAGGAAACGAAGCUAUGAUGACUAUCUGGAUGAUGAUGAUCUGGACCUCAUCGAGGAGAAUUUAGGAGUGAAAGUGAAGAGAAGGAAAAAGAAGUACUCGCGUGUGAAAACCAUGGAUGAUGAGGGGGAAGAUGAUGAGAAAGACCUGAUCGCUGAUGAGAUCUUCACUGGGGAUGGUGAUGGAGAUGGAGAGGUGGAGGAUGGAGAGACUGUAGACACACUUCACCCUAGAGAUGACGAAGAGGAGGAAGAUGAUGAGGAAUCUGAUAUUGAUGAUUUCAUUGUGGAUGAUGAUGGACAGCCCAUCACGAAAAAGAAAGGAAAGAAAUUCUCUGGCUACACUGAUGCUGCUUUGCAAGAAGCUCAAGAGAUAUUCGGCGGUGAUUUUGACUUUGCCGAGUUUGACACUGAGGCGUAUGAUCAUGCAGAAGAGGAAGAGGAGGAUCAGGAUGAUGAGUCAUGGGAUCGGCCAAAGAAGCAGACCAAGAGAAGAGUUGGCCGUCGUAGCAUAUUUGAGAUCUAUGAGCCCAGUGAGCUGGAGAGCAGCCACAUGACCGAUCAAGACAAUGAGAUCCGCUCCACAGACAUGCCAGAAAGAUUCCAGUUGAGGGCCAUCCCUGUAAAGCCUGCAUAUUUGUAUAACAUGACUUUUGUUAGCAUGUUGUCAUGGCACUAAGCUAACUUUGAUUCUUAUUUUGUUUGAUUUGCAUUGCAGGAGAGCACAGACUACCUGGAUCGUGGGACAACCACUAAUUUCAGCAGAAAGGGCCCCAGUACUAUUGCUAAAAUCAAAGAAGCUCUGAACUUCAUGAGGAACCAACACUUUGAGGUUCCCUUCAUUGCAUUCUACAGGAAGGAGUAUGUGGAACCAGAGCUGAACAUUAAUGAUCUGUGGAAGGUGUGGCAGUGGGAUGAGAAGUAUCCUCAGAUGGCCAAGGAACUGAAAAACAAGCUUGUCGCUGAAGCCAAGGACAAUAUUAUUAAGUCUUGCUGCAAGAAGCUGUAUAACUGUUUGAAGGUGGCUUCUUAUCGGCCUGAUCAGCAGGUAGAGGAGGACGAUGACCUUAUGGAUGAGUCGCAAGGAAAGGGUAUCCGUGUACUCGGGGUGGCAUUUGCUUCCGGCAGAGAUACACCAGUGUUCUGCUCCCUCAUUAAUGGUGAAGGAGAGGUUGUGGACUUCCUCAGGCUUCCUUACUUCCUGAAGAGGAGAAAUGCAUGGAGAGAGGAUGAAAGAGAGAAAAAGCUUCAAGAUAUUGAAAACCUCAAGAAAUUCCUCCUUAGUAAGAAGCCACAUGUUGUUGCUGUUGCUGGGGAGAAUCGUGAUGCUCAUAUGGUGAUGGAGGACAUCAAGCGCACCAUCAGUGAGCUGGAGCAGGACUCCUCUCUGCCUGCGGUGGGGGUGGAGCUGGUGGACAACGAGCUGGCUGUGCUUUAUAUGAAUGGCAAGAAGUCUGAGGCGGACUUCAGAGACUAUCCACCUCUGCUUCGGCAGGCUGUGUCUGUGGCUCGCAAGAUUCAGGACCCCCUAGUGGAGUUUGCCCAAGUCUGUAGCAGCGAUGAGGACAUCCUGUGUUUGAAACUGCAUCCCCUGCAGGAGCAUGUAGUGAAAGAGGAGCUGCUGGGCGCUCUUUACUGUGAGUUCAUAAACCGGGUGAAUGAGGUUGGUGUGGAUGUGAACCGGGCCAUAGCUCACCCUUACACCCAGAGCCUGGUCCAGUACGUCUGUGGCCUUGGACCUAGAAAAGGCUCACAACUGCUCAAGAUUCUUAAACAGAACAACACUAGGUUGGAGAACCGGACCCAGUUGGUCACCAUGUGCCAUAUGGGACCCAAAGUCUUCAUUAACUGUGCUGGCUUCAUCAAGAUUGACACUGCCUCUCUUGGAGACAGCACUGACUCCUAUAUCGAGGUCCUGGACGGUUCUCGAGUGCACCCUGAAACGUACGAGUGGGCACGUAAAAUGGCAGUGGAUGCUCUAGAGUACGACGAGUCGGCAGAAGAUGCCAACCCAGCCGGAGCACUAGAGGAGAUUCUUGAGAACCCAGAGAGGCUGAAGGACCUGGAUCUGGAUGCCUUCGCUGAGGAGCUGGAGAGACAGGGUUAUGGUAAUAAGGGAAUUACGCUGUAUGACAUUCGAGCGGAGCUUAGCUGUAGAUAUAAAGAUUUGAGAGCUCCGUACAGGCCUUCCAACACGGAGGAGGUCUUUAACAUGCUCACCAAGGAGACACCUGAGACCUUCUAUAUAGGUAAACUGAUCACUUGUGUGGUGACUGGCAUUGCUCACAGAAGGCCACAAGGUGAGAGUUACGACCAGGCCAUCCGUAAUGAUGAGACCGGACUCUGGCAGUGUCCAUUUUGCCAGCAGGACAACUUCCCUGAGCUCAGUGAGGUGUGGAAUCACUUUGACAGCGGCUCCUGCCCUGGUCAAGCCAUCGGAGUGAGAACUAGGUUAGAUAACGCUGUCACAGGCUUCAUCCCGACAAAGUUUCUUAGUGACAAGGUGGUGAAGCACCCCGAGGAGAGAGUCAAGGUUGGCAUGACUGUGCACUGCCGCAUCAUGAAGGUUGACAUUGAGAAGUUCAACGUGGAUCUCACUUGUAGAACAUCUGACCUGAGUGACAAGAACAACGAAUGGAAGCUUCCCAAAGAUACCUACUAUGAUUUUGAUGCUGAGGCAGAUGAUGUGAAACAGGAAGAGGAGCAAAAGAAGAAACAGCAGAGAACCACUUACAUUAAGCGCGUGAUCGCUCACCCGUCCUUCCACAACAUCAACUUCAAACAAGCGGAGAAGAUGAUGGAAUCCAUGGACCAGGGUGAUGUGGUGAUUCGACCCAGCAGUAAAGGGGAGAACCACCUGACGGUCACAUGGAAGGUGGCUGAUGGGAUAUAUCAGCAUGUGGAUGUGCGUGAGGAGGGUAAAGAGAAUGCGUUCAGCCUUGGACAUACUCUUUGGAUCAACACUGAGGAGUUUGAGGAUCUGGAUGAAAUCACAGCCAGGUAUGUCCAGCCUAUGGCUGCAUUUGCACGAGAUCUGCUCGGCCACAAGUACUUCCAGGAGUGCAAUGGAGGUGAUAGGAAGAAAAUGGAGGAGAUUCUCAUAAGGUCCAAAAAAGAGAAGCCGACAUUCAUCCCCUACUUCAUUUCAGCUUGUAGAGACCUGCCAGGCAAAUUUAUUCUGGGUUACCAGCCUAGAGGGAAGCCAAGGAUAGAGUAUGUAACCAUCACUCCAGAUGGCUUUAGGUAUCGCUCUCAGAUAUUCCCUACAGUCAAUGGUCUCUUCCGCUGGUUCAAGGACCACUACCAGGAUCCUGUGCCAGGCGUCACACCAACCAGCAGCAGAACGAGAACACCAGCAUCAGUGAACGCCACACCUGCCAACAUCAACAUUGCCGACUUGACUCGAGCCGUCAACGCUCUCCCACGAAACAUGACAUCCCAGAUGUUCAACGCCAUAGCGGCGGUUACAGGCCAGGGCCAGAAUCCCAACACAACGCCGGCCCAGUGGGCCUCCAGUCAGUAUGGUUACAGUGGCGGCAGCAGUGCAGGAGGCGGCGGCAGCAGCAGCGCUUAUCACGUGUUUGCAACACCCCAGCAGCCAAUGGCCACUCCCAUGAUGACGCCCAGCUACUCUUACACCACACCUGGCCAGCAGCAGGCCAUGACCACGCCCCAGUAUCCCAGCAGCACCCCGCAGUCCUCACACGGACACCAUCAGCAUUCGUCCUCCACGCCAUCAUCCUCAUCAUCAAGAGUGCGGACGCCACAGCCCAAGACAAGUUCCCACACUGCUGUGGAUUGGGGUAAAAUGGCUGAACAGUGGCUGCAGGAGAAAGAAGCUGAACGGCGGAAGCAAAAGACGCCCCGCGUGACGCCCCGACCUUCCCCCAGCCCCAUGAUCGAGAGCACACCCAUGUCCAUCGCCGGAGACGCCACUCCCCUCUUGGACGAGAUGGACCGAUAGGAGUAGGGAAGGGGGGUGUUCAGACAUCUCAUAAAACCCAAUCCAUCCACAUCCCAUCUGUCACCCUCCGUCUUUUGCUCUUUCGCUGCUAGAAGUAUUCCUUUGAGUCAUUCAGAGCUCAUGAUACAAAGACAAACACUUGAAAUGUGUUGAUGACAAACAAAUUUAGGAAAUGGACCUACAAUAAACGUUUGUCACUAGGGUUUUCCUUUUUUUUUUUUUUUUUUUUUUUUUUUUUUUUUUUUUUUUAUUUUUUAU